UGCACAUGUAACCGGCAUGGGUCGGACGAUUUAGAUAGGCUUAUAAGGUAUAAGGUCAAGGUCUGGGAUCCAAAGACAAAAUAGUGUAUGACUUGUAGGACACAUGUCACUUGACAUCGGAACAUAGGAAGUCACGAUGAACGUAUUCCUCGUGGCGGCUGUCCUGGCGGUGGGGUCGGCGGUGGACGUCCCCCUCAACAACCACUGGAACGGAGGCUUCCAGGCAAAGGCCUGCAUUGGUAUCACAAAGGAACUGCACUCUUGGACAGCACAUCUUCGUUUUGACCAAGCCGUCGACAGCCUUGACAUAUGGACGGCGGAUGCUAAAAAGGCAGAUGGGGGGAAGGAGUACGUGUUGACCAACAAAGCAUGGAACGCUGACGAGCAUGUCGGGGACCAACUAUGUCUUGACUUCGUGGCUCACACAACGGGUGAUAUCACCCCCAAAACAACCUUGGAAAUUGAAGGAAUGGGAGGUGGUGUUGCGCCAACAUCCGGCUCAGUAACCCAGGGCAACGGGCCCACGAAGCCUCACCAAGUAGCCACGAUUCCACCAAUCCCACAUACAGGAGGCGGAACAGCCAGGUAUGCCUACGGAGAAGCCCUGGCUAAGUCCAUUCUGUUCUAUGACGCUCAGAGGUCAGGCAAACUUCCGGCUAACAACCCCAUCCCCUGGAGAGGAGACUCCGCCCUGGGAGACAAGGGAGAUAAUGGGGAGGACCUCACUGGAGGAUGGUAUGACGCUGGUGACCACGUCAAGUUCAGCUUGCCAAUGUCCAGCACUUCCACUGUGUUGCUCUGGGGCUACCUUCAGUGGAAAGAUGCAUAUGCUACAAUGAAACAGACAGAUAUGUUCUUUGAUAUGAUCAAAUGGCCACUGGACUAUUACCUCAAGUGCUGGAUCCCCAAGAGUCAAACUCUUUAUGCUCAGGUUGGAGAAGGCAAUGACGACCACCACUUCUGGGGCCGUGCUGAGGACAUGAAGAUGGCCAGACCCGCCUACAAACUCACACCAAGCAAACCUGGAUCAGAUGUUGCUGGAGAGAUUGCUGCCUCCCUAGCUGCUGGGUAUCUGGCAUUCAAACAGAGAGAUGCUACAUACGCUGCUAAACUUCUGUCAACAUCCAAGGAGAUCUACGAGUUCGGGAAGAAGAAUCCAGGGACGUACUCAUCGAGUAUCCAAGAUGCUGGCCAGUUCUACUCAUCAAGUGGUUAUAAGGAUGAGAUGUGUGAGGGCGCCAUGUGGCUGUACAGAGCAACAGGUGACAAGUCUUACCUGGCCGAUGCCAAGGGUUACCACGAGAAUGCCUGGGCGUGGGCUCUAGGAUGGGACGACAAGAAAAUCGCUUGCCAGCUGCUCUUGUACGAGGCUACCCGUGACACUGCUUACAAAACAGAAGUGGAGGGUUUCUUCAAGGGCUGGCUCCCUGGUGGCUCCAUCACCUACACUCCAUGUGGACAGGCGUGGAGAGACCAGUGGGGAUCCAACAGAUAUGCAGGUGAUGCAGCAUUCGUCGCUCUGGUGGCUGCCGAUGCUGGUAUUGACACUGCAACCUACAGGAAGUGGGCAGCUCAACAGAUGAACUACAUCCUCGGCGACAACAACUACGGCAUCAGCUACCAGAUCGGCUUCGGCUCCAAAUACCCGAGGAGUCCUCAUCACAGAUCUGCUUCCUGUCCCGACCGUCCAGCUCCCUGCACAGAGGCCAACCUACACUCUUCCGGUCCCAGCCCCCAGCUCCUUGUGGGCGCCAUAGUGGGAGGUCCCGGUAAUGAUGACUCCUACAAGGACAACAGGGAGGACUACGUCCACAACGAGGUGGCCUGCGACUACAACUCAGGUUUCCAGUCUGCUCUGGCUGGUCUUACGCAUCUUGUCGCCAAGAAGGAACUGCCUGAUGUUGGUAAACCAAAAUGCCACGGGUCGUAAACACAGGAGUAAAGAUGGGGAAGUUUGCACAAGUUACACAAUACUGGUCAAUAAAAUUAACUUUUUCAUA
This is a messenger RNA of Haliotis rubra (blacklip abalone), 2000 nucleotides long. Its product is annotated as endoglucanase E-4-like. NCBI's taxonomy places the organism in Eukaryota, Metazoa, Mollusca, Gastropoda, Lepetellida, Haliotidae. The record is from RefSeq and is a predicted model, not a curated record. The transcript has 13 exons. Gene Ontology annotation, biological process: carbohydrate metabolic process. Bases 137 to 1930 code for a protein of 597 amino acids. Gene Ontology annotation, molecular function: hydrolase activity, hydrolyzing O-glycosyl compounds; polysaccharide binding.